CAAACCAUCAAUCUACAAAGAAACUAACCAGUUGUCGGGUUGAGUUCAGGCUAGUCAGUGUCGACGGCUUCCUUCGUCGUGCGAACAAAGUUUCAUUGAAGAUGGGUAAAGAGGACAUGCUUCUGUACUGGGGGUCUGGUAGUCCGCCAUGCAUCCGAACAAUGAUUGCUUUAGAAGAGAAAGGCUUCAGUGGAUAUCCGCAGAAGCUAAUCGAGUUCGGCAAGAAAGAGCACAAAACCGAGGAGGUGCUGGCAUUGAAUCCCCGUGGUCAGGUGCCGGCAUUCAAAGAUGGUGAUGUGAUAAUCAACGAGUCCUAUGCUAUCAUCCAUUACCUGCAGCAUCGAUAUCCUGACAGUGGUACCAAUCUAUUGCCAGGUGAUUGCAAGCAGCAAGGCUUCGUUCUGCAAAGAUACUACGAGGUUCAAGCUGCCUUCUACCCAAAGGUCCUUGACCUGUUCAAGACUGUCAUGAACAAGGAGGCAACAGAUGAGGCAAAGGCGAAGAAGGGAGAGGAGCUGGUUGAGGAGGCAACAAGAUUUGAUGCGUACCUGAAGGAUGGUACAUUCCUAGCUGGAGAUCAGUUCUCUAUGGCUGAUAUUGAUUUCAUCACGAUCCUGCUGCUUCUCGAUCGACAAGAAUUCAAGCUAGAGGGACGUUUCCCAAACAUGUUCGCUUAUUGGCAGCGUCUUAAGGACCGUCCGUCUGUUGUUGCCUCGUAUCCCCCUCAUUUCAAGACGAGCGAAUCAACCCGCUACUUUGCCAGUUGUUGAAGCUAUUACUUCAUGACACGCUUUCCGUAUGUGCACGUGUGUGUGUAUGUUUAGACUAGUCGUACUAGCUGCUAUUGUUUUUGUUGCCGUGCCUGGCAUCAUGCUAUUAUCGGCCAGCUUGAGUUUUGAGUGCUUUGGCAUAUCCUGCGUGACAUGUGUCCACUGCCUACUGAACUGUGUGUGUAUUCGUGUGCUAGACGACUCGUGAGCCGAUGAACAUAUUUUCUACUCGUUAUCUUGAUAUCUGCUGUACCCCUGUCAGACAGCGUAGCUAGCAGCUAUGUCGCCAUGCACCACUAGCGGUGAUGUGUAUCAUCUGUAUCAGCUUACUCUUCCAGCUUGUCAUAGUCCCUGUAGUUGUCACUUUAAAAACAACGCCCAUCAUUUUAUUUUUCUCCAUGCCCAGUUUUCCUGUUGUGCUGUGGUUUAUUCCACUUUAUGCCACCUUAUACCGCUUGUUUUACCUUUUCUUUUUUAUGAUGAUUUUAUUCAUAUACACAACAGUGAUUGA
Messenger RNA from Sycon ciliatum, 1281 nucleotides. RefSeq names its product glutathione S-transferase A-like. The record is from RefSeq and is a predicted model, not a curated record. Gene Ontology annotation, molecular function: glutathione transferase activity. The coding region runs from base 102 to 770 and encodes 222 amino acids. The transcript has 5 exons. Lineage: Eukaryota; Metazoa; Porifera; Calcarea; Leucosolenida; Sycettidae. Gene Ontology annotation, biological process: glutathione metabolic process.